Anolis sagrei ordinatus is the source of this 3461-nucleotide messenger RNA. NCBI's taxonomy places the organism in Eukaryota, Metazoa, Chordata, Lepidosauria, Squamata, Anolidae. The record is from RefSeq and is a predicted model, not a curated record.
AGGAGCCUCCACCACACUCUGGGGCAGAGAGUUCCACUGCUGAACGGCUCUCAAAAUCAGGAAGUUCUUCCUAAUGUUCAGAUGGAAUCUCCUUUCUUGUAGUUUGAAGCCAUUGUUCCGCGUCCUAGUCUCCAGGGCAGCAGAAAACAAGCUUGCUCCUUCCUCCCUAUGACUUCUUCUCACAUACUUAUAUACAUGGCUAUCAUGUCUCCUCUCAGUCUUCUAUUCUUCAACAGAUCUGUGUAGGACAUCAGGAAACUGUUGACCAACUAAACUUGACAAUUUCUCCCAGUUUUCUCUUAAAGUAUACCUGAGGCCCAUAUUUAUUCUAUCUAGAUAUCUAGUAUUUUCUGUCUACCUGGAAAGGUGAGACAAGGUAGUCAGAACCUAGGAGGAACCUGCUUCCUAAAUCUACUUGAGUUGCUUCUAAAUGAGAUGUAGGAUACAAUACCCUUCAAGAGAGGAAACUGGGGAACAGGUUUGCCAUAGGAUUACUGUAAGUUAGACAAAACAUGGAGGUGCAUUUAAAUCAAAAACAAAAGGAUGAAUUAUCACUUACUUUCUGAUACAAUUUUCUCCAAUACAGAUGGGGAAAAUGGUUCUAGACAUUUGUUGUUUAUCAGCUUUGAAUCAGCCAAAUGCAAGUAUAUAAAAAGCAUGAAAUAUUGUGCAAAGAAUAUCCUUAGACAGGGCUUGCAGUUCUCCUUUUCAGCCUCAGAGUGCCACUGUUGGCCAGUAAAGAACUGCCAUUCCAGGGAUGUUUCCUGCAGUGAAAUUGCUUAUUCACUGAGAAAUAGCAGAACGCAGGGACAUGCAAACAUUUAUUUCUGAGAAAAGAAAAUACUGUAAUGUAAAGAACCAAAAACUGGUUACUUCAUACUCACUUCAUCAAUAUUUCUGGAUCCCAAUCAAGAUUUGAAAUUCUUCAGUUUAUCUCAUCAUAUCAAACUAAUAUAAAGCAGAUUCUCUCAUUGAAUGGAAUGGAGACCAGGAACAAACACAGCAGCAGAUCUCUACAAAGGCAAGUACUUCUUUUAUUCUUCUUUUUGUUUUACAAGACUAACUCAGAAGACAUUAAGUAUUCAAUUCCUGAAGAACUGGAAAAGGGCUCCAUUGUGGGAAAUCUUGCCAAAGAUCUGAGACUAAAUACUGAAGGAAUAGCAAGCAGCAAUCUGCAUAUUCUUUCUGUAAAUGAAAAACAAUAUUUCAUUAUCAGUGCAAAAAAUGGGAAUCUUUAUGUAAAUGACAGGAUUGAUAGAGAGGAAAUAUGUGGGGAAAGUAUAUCCUGCACCAUCAGUUUUGAAGUGAUGGCUGAAAAUCCUUUGAAUAUUUUUCACAUUAUUGUAGAGGUCCAGGAUGUGAAUGACAAUGCACCACAUUUUCUGCAAGGCGAUAUCAAACUGGAGAUCAUUGAAUCAACUUUGCCAGGAGCCACAUUUCACCUUGAGCAAGCUGAGGAUCCUGAUAUUGGAAUGAAUACAUUACAGAAUUACAGCCUUAGUACAAAUCAAUACUUUGUUUUGGAUGUGACAGAGAGACAAUCUGGGGAAAAAUAUGUAAAAUUAGUGCUGAAGAAACAAUUGGAUCAUGAAACUGAAAGCAGUUUCCAUUUAACUCUUAUGGCUCUGGAUGGAGGGAAGCCACCAAAAACGGGGACAGCUAAAAUAUGGAUUACAGUCAUUGAUGCCAAUGACAACUCACCAGUUUUCUCUCAAGAGCUGUACAUGGUGAACCUAAAAGAGAAUAUGCCACGUGGGUCUCUAGUGGUACAGGUGAAAGCCACAGACAGAGAUGCUGGUUCAAAUGGCCAGAUCAGUUACAGCUUUAAAAACAUUCCUGAACGUGCAUUCCAAAAAUUCAGUUUGGAUUCAAAAGAUGGGAAAAUAACAAUUAAGGAACCUCUGGACUUUGAAGAAGCAGACAAAUAUUCGUUAGCCAUAGAAGCAAGAGAUGGUGGUGGAUUGGUAGCUCACUCUAAUGUCAAAAUAAAAGUAUUAGAUGAGAAUGACAAUGCCCCAGAAGUUAUCCUUGCCUCCUUGUCCAGCCCAAUAGCUGAAGAUUCUGCGCUUGGAACUCUGGUAGCACUCAUCAAUACAAAGGAUAGAGAUUCUGGGGAUAAUGGAGAAAUUACUUGCAAUUUAAAGGAUUUUCUGCCAUUCAAAGUAGUAUCAACAUCCAGUAAUCUCUAUAAGAUUCUUACAGAUGGUCCCUUGGACAGAGAAAACACCCCGGAGUACAAUAUCACAAUCACAGCAACAGACAAAGGGACACCCCCUCUUUCAACAGAGAAGAUAAUUUCCCUGAAGAUUUCAGAUAUUAAUGACAAUUCCCCUGCCUUUCAGAAAUCCUCUUACACCAUCUUUGUGCCAGAGAAUAAUCCUUCAGGUUCCUCCAUUUUCCGGGUCCAAGCCUCAGAUCCAGAUCUGGAACGCAAUGGUCAAAUCGCUUACUCCCUCCUCACAAGCAAUAUUCAGGAACUGCCUCUCUCGUCUUACCUCUCCAUCAACUCUGAAAGUGGCAUCAUCUAUGCCCAGCGCUCCUUUGACUAUGAACAGUGCCAGGAGUUUCAGGUACAAGUGAGGGCCCAAGAUGGAGGGUCCCCAUCCCUUAGCAGCACUGCCACGGUGAAGGUCUUCAUCCUGGACCAGAAUGACAAGAGCCCUCAAAUCCUUUAUCCUUCUCAGGGAGUGGAGGGCUCAGCCUUGUUUGAGAUGGUGCCUCGCUCAGCUGAGGAGGGUUAUCUGGUGACUAAAGUGGUGGCGGUGGAUGCAGACUCUGGGCACAAUGCUUGGCUUUCCUACCAUCUGGUCCAGGCCACUGAACCAGGACUCUUCACAAUUGGGGCUCAUAAUGGUGAGAUCAGGACCUCCCGGACAUUCUUGGAAAGAGAUGCUUUAAAGCAGAGGUUGGUGAUCUUAGUGAAGGAUAAUGGCCAGCCACCACUAUCUAGUACUGUGAGUCUUAAUCUGGUCUUUGCUGAGACCUUCCAAGAGGCCCUUCCAGAAAUUAACAGCCAACCCAGGGACCCAGAGUAUCAGUCAGACCUCCAGUUCUAUUUGGUCCUUGCCUUGGCUUUGAUUUCUUUCUUAUUCCUCCUGACAGCAAUUUUGGCCAUUCUGACAAAGGUUCGAAAAUCAGGGAGUCCCAAAUUCUUACCGUGUUUUGGUCCUAUUCCCCAUUCAAACAAUGCUGUCAUAUUUCCACCAAACUAUGAAGAGGGAACUUUGCCUUACUCCUAUCAACUGUGUUUAUCUUCUGAGUCCAGGAUACAAGAAUUUACUUUUCCAGCACCAAGUGUUCAAGCUGCAGGGAAUUUUUCAUGUGAUCAAAAUUCUGACAUGCUAUUGACAACCAAUCAAGAAAGCAUUUUAAAGACAGAGAUGAGUAAUGAUGAUGGGGUGAGUUUUUUUUCUUAUAUCAGCCUAUUUUGCAGAACAUUAAGACUGAGUUUUCUACAUUAA